UUUAAAAUUAUAAACAUUCAGCAUUGGCCAUGCUGUCAAUGAAUCAUCAUUUGUGCCUUGCUCAAAACAACAGUUAACUCGGAACUCCAAAAUCGGACUUUAGUGAGUUCAAGACAACUGAGAAAAUACUGGGGAAAAAAAAUACUUUUUGAACUUUCAUCCAACUCGGAAUUGUACAUUUGGAACUCAGGCUUCUUUUUAGAGCUACAACGUGAAGAUCACUGACAAUCAUCAUGAUUCAACUCUUUUUUUCUCGAGUUCCCAGUUGUCUUGAAAGCACCAUAAAUCCAGAGAAUGCCAGACUUUGAUGACAAAGUUUGAUGGCAAAAUUUGCCCACGAAGGACCGCCGCGACACCUCGCUGUUCAAGUGAGCACAGCACAACAAGAUGCCGAUCGUAUGAGGACUGUUGUGGGACACGGUGCUGUGUCCGAGCCCUCUCCAUCCAGAGACUAUGGUACUUCUGGACUGCAGCAGGCCAGCAUGCAGAACUAUGGGGACCCAGGAGGGAUGAUCCUCACCCCUACCUUCCCCUACAGCCCCCAUCCCUACCCCUCCCACUUGGCAGCACCCUACCCACACCCAACCCCUCCUGCUUACUGCAACCUCCCUCCUCCACCCUAUGAACAGGUGCUGCAGGCCUCCGAGAAGAGGUAACCUGGAGGAAAGACAUUGGAAUUAAUGAAAUGAUUUCAAACCCUUCAGAGUUCCCAACGCCGCCACAACUGGCAGCAGAGCGAGAGAGAGUUCUCUGCACAUCAAUAAGGUAGGGUCACUAUCCUACGUUUUGACUCAUGAGUAAAAAGCGAGUCUGAUAUUCUAGACUACUAGAAAUGGAAUACCAUCUCUACAUUAAAAACAUCUCAUUAAGGGACGCUUUCCCGGACACAGAUUAACGCUGGCCCUGGACCAAAAAGCAUACAUUUAAAUAGCUUUUUAGUCCGGGACUAGGCUUAAUCUGUGUCUGAGAAACCAGCCCUGAAAGCAGCUUCAGUCUGUAUCACAAUGAAUCGGUGUCAAAGUGUUUGUUUUGACGUCACCUCUCGAAGAGACCCAACAGGAUAAAAACAGACAUGGAUUCAGAAAGAGAGGUGCUCUGUCAACAACACUGUGUCAGCUGGAAGAGCAGCAUCUAUCUGAGCACAACUCACUCAGAUCACCCACUCAGGAUACUGUAUUAUCGCCCACUGUCUGGUAUGUGUUUAAUAUCACUGCGGUUGGAGCAUUUAGUAUCUCUAGUUGAGGAACAAGUUUACUGUAGAUCAGAAGCCUGUAAUGCUGUGGACAUACUAUAGUCAUGGCAAAUCAGUUUAGCUUUGUCUCUUAAUUCAUUUUGGUGCAUGACUUUCCUCUAUAUUUUAUGCAAUUUGCUAAUGAAUUCAGGUAAAGUGUGGUCAUUGUUUAAAAAAAAAAUACAAAAAAAAAAAAUCACAGUAUCCUGAAUUAACAGAGGGUAAAUAUAUCACCAGCUUGCCUAAUAAAGUGAUUAGUCUGG
Molecule: messenger RNA, 1494 nt
Organism: Oncorhynchus tshawytscha (Chinook salmon)
Lineage: Eukaryota; Metazoa; Chordata; Actinopteri; Salmoniformes; Salmonidae
Product: vesicular, overexpressed in cancer, prosurvival protein 1-like
Exons: 3
Coding region: 321-656 (111 amino acids)
Source: RefSeq, a predicted model, not a curated record